Cooperia oncophora is the source of this 276-nucleotide messenger RNA. Lineage: Eukaryota; Metazoa; Nematoda; Chromadorea; Rhabditida; Trichostrongylidae. The record is from the annotation of a GenBank genome assembly.
AUGUCGUCAAGAAUCAGACAGAUGCGUGAGGCUCUUCGAAGUCAUCUAGAGAAGCUUGGAACACCCGGCUCAUGGAGUCAUAUAACACAACAAAUCGGAAUGUUCAGCUACACUGGUCUUAACGCAGCCCAAGUUGACCAUCUGGUGAAGAAGCACAAGGUGUUCCUGCUGAAGGAUGGACGUAUUAGUGUGUGCGGUCUGACAACGAAAAAUGUCGAGCAUGUGGCAAAAGCCAUCGAUGACGCCGUAAGAAAUGUGUCCAACUCCAACUUGUAG